GGAAGGGAAAUGGCAGGGUCCAUCAACAGAAAACUCUUCUCCCCUGUGGUGAGGAACCAAACUACGGGAGGGAACUUACUAGGCUCUGAGGAUUCAUUUAUUUCAUAGGAGGAAACAUUUUCUAGAGUGACAAAGCCCAGUCAUGCAAGUCCUUAUGGGAGACAUUCAAGUCCCCUGCUCAUUUGACACAGGUUGAAUGGUUGCCACUGUUACCGAGACCUUUUCCAGGGAACAUUUUGAGUGUAAAGGAGAAGCGUUUUAAAGGAAUGUGGGUGGUUGACCUUGAAGCUGGCGAAUGGCUUGUCAAUACCCUGCCUUGGUAAUACGCAGCUUGAUGUGGAGGGUGUGGGCAAGGUGGUUCCACAGUGAGGUGUAUUGGUUGUUACUAAACAUCCCACAGGCCCUGUCACUAAAAUAAGAAAAGAGCUGUGUCAGGCCUAGUUGGAAUGGACGCAAUGAAAGAAAGCAAUAAGCUUUUGCCAUUUCAUCCUAUUUCUAGGUCAGACAACAAUAGUGUUAAAUCUUUUAGUGGAUUUGUAAAGGUGCUUUCUUCUUCCACAGAUUGAAGAAUCCCUUGAUGCUUUGUGGGGAGCCCAGUGGUGACUUGGACAGUUGUUACAACCAAUUAGUAAUGGCUGAAAAGGAUAGACAGAAGACUGCUUUCUGCCAUCCCUUUGGGCUAUAUGAGUACAACUGGAUGCAAUUUGGUCUUUGUAACGUGCCAGGGACCUUCCCGAGACUAAGGAAGAAUUCUGAGAGAGUUUUCAGUCAGUUACUUAACCAAGACAAUGUGGUUGUGUUUUUUUCCUCAUUCCAGUAACACCUGGUUUGCCUUCAGCUUUUGUUCCAGGAGUAUUGUCUCAGGGAAAGAUGUAAGUAAAUAGAUUUGAGUAUUUAGUGUCAUACAUGGGACGUUAUCUCUCAUAGCAAAUUCUAAUGGAUCUGCCGGAUACGACUAGAACUUCUGAAGAGGUUAAUAGCUCACUGGCCGCAGGAGUUGGUGCUAAUCAUGCAGCUUUUUUGAGUAAACAAGGCUCCUCAUUCAUUUUACCAGUCUAUUCCACUGCCUUUUUGGCAGCCCAGCAGCAAGCAGAUCCAGUGAUUUUGGCAAUAUUACACCAGGACACAGGGAGGUAUGGAUCUUCUGAAUAAUCACAGUACACGAACCUAAGCCAAACGAAAGAAGACUACAAACAAAACAAAAAAUGCAAUCCAGCACAAAUGGUGAACAUGCACACAAGUGGAAGUAUAACAAUCAUUAGUCUCUGCGAUAAUAACAACGGGGAUUCGGUUGGGUAUGCUCUGGCUUAUGCUCCCUUUGGAUUGGUGGAUAAAUCUGGAUAAAUACUUUUAGAAUAUUCAAUAAAGGGUGUUGACGCGAAACGACUGUAUUAAAACGAAGUGACAGAUGUCAUUGUCAAGCUUGUGAAUAUGCAUAAAUGUUUCGAUAUAAAAAAAAAAUGUUGAUGGUGCAUAACAUAUUUAUUAGCAAUUGCGAAAGCACUUACGAAACAUAUGAUAUCAAAUAAAUCUCGUAUGAAAAUAUUACAUUUAUGUUUGACUUGAUAAAGUAACAAAUUUACCCCUUACUUUAUUAUUUGACGGCGUGGACAGAUUAGAAAGCAAAUAUAUACUCAGACCGAUUCUGACCUCCUUUUCGUGCCUGACUACCGUGUACACAUGUACUUCCGUAUCACAAACGCAUGAUCGGAACACUGGAACUGCCCCUACUGCAUGGUUGAUUAUUAGAUAUUGGGAAUUAUUGGGAGCAUUUCACUAACAGACAAAAAAAAUAACAAUACGACUGCUAAAAUUGGAAAAUAGCUGGCUGGCUAUGUCUAAACCAAAGCUGGUCGUGUUUGACCUGGAUUAUACUCUUUGGCCGUUCUGGGUAGAUACCCAUGUGGACCCACCAUUUCGUAAGGACAAAUCGGGAGUGGUGUUAGAUACUGGAAGGAAGAAGAUCCAACUGUAUCCUGACACAGUGGACGUACUGACUGCAAUACAUAGCCAGGAGAUACAGAUUGGAGUGGCAUCACGCACUGGAGAGGUAGACGGAGCCAAUCAGCUGUUAUCCCUCUUCAAUCUCAACCAGUACAUUUCCUUCAAGGAAAUUUACCCUGGGUCAAAGGUCUCUCACUUCAGAAAGCUCCAUGCAGACAGUGGGUUCAAAUUUAGUGAGAUGAUGUUCUUUGAUGAUGAACAUAGGAACAUCACAGACGUCAGUAAUCUAGGUGUGCACUGUGUGCUGGUUCCUAAAGGAGUGACUAUGAAAUUAGUGAAAGAGGAGCUUCUCCAGUUUUCCCAGGUUGUGAAAUGAACGCUUGGGCAAGGAUGAGGAAAGAUUUGAUGCAUUUAUGCAAUACAUAGACUUGACCUUUGGGGGCACUGUUGCACUGCCAUUAACCUGAUUUAUACUGAAUGUUAGAACUCAAUACCUCAGCACUUAAGGUUACUGCAGAGCAUUGUGUAAGAUGUAAAAAACCUUAUUUCCUUGACCUUCUAUGUGUUAAAUGUCUAUGUGUAAAACACAUAGAAGUUUUAUAGGUACUGUAUGUAUGGAAUUGGAAGUGAAGUACAUCUGUCUUAUCUUGAAUUUACCAAUUCAAUUAUAUGUAUUUAUUUAGAGAAAAAUAAAUAUGAAUCUUUUAA
Molecule: messenger RNA, 2652 nt
Organism: Esox lucius (northern pike)
Lineage: Eukaryota; Metazoa; Chordata; Actinopteri; Esociformes; Esocidae
Gene: mdp1
Product: magnesium dependent phosphatase 1
Exons: 6
Coding region: 1835-2320 (161 amino acids)
Molecular function (GO): acid phosphatase activity
Source: RefSeq, a predicted model, not a curated record